AUGCUGCUGUGAUUUAACUCUGUUUUAAGUUUAUUGAUCCUCUGUUUUGCUUUUAAAAUGGCUCCAAAAAAAGCAGCUGCAGAGCCGACAGCCACAAUUACAAAGAGCUCUGAGAAUGAGACCACUGAAACUAAACCAGCAGCUCCUGAAGACUCCAACGCAAAAUCUGCAGCACGCAAGGUUUCUCCACACCCGUCCACCAUGGAGAUGGUGAAAGAAGCUUUAAAAGAGCUGGACUCCAGAAAAGGUGUUUCCGCUCAGGCUAUUCGUGGCUACAUUAAAGAAAAGUACACCACUGUAGACGAGACUAGACUGAAGUAUAUGGUGCGGCGAGCCCUGAACAAAGGCAUGGACACUGGUGUGUUUGUGCGACCUGCUAAUUCUGGGUCAACGACGGGUGCUCAGGGACGCUUUCGGAUUGCUGCCAAGACCAAAGCAAAAGAAGCGAAGGCUCAGUCAAAGGAAAAUGCUGAUCCCAAUGAACCAAAAGCUACAAAACCUAAGAAGGCAAAAGCAACCAAAGCCAAGGGUGAAGGAGCAACCAAAGAGAAGCCCACAAAGAAAAAGGAGACCACAGAUGAUGCUAAGCCAAAGACGUCGGAGCAAAAUGGCACUGCCUCAAAGGUGGCCCCUGCUAAGAAGCCAAAGGCGAAGAAUGCUGCAGGGGAAGGUGGAGCCAAGCCCAAACCCAGCAAAGCUAAAGCAUCAAAAGAGGGAGCAGAGGAACCAGCGGCUAAGAAAGGAGGAAAGAAAAAUGCUGUGAAGGCAGAAGACGGUGAAUCUGGAGCUGCAGCCACUGAGAAAGCCCCAGGGAAGCGAGCAAAAAAGUGAUUCACAGACUUGUACUGUUUUUAUUCAUUAUUUAAGUGUUGACCAUUUAUUUUUGGUACAGAAGUGCACUAAUAAAAGCUUUUUUUUACUACUUUUUUGAAAACCUUUGACUUUGGUGGCUGUUGCAUUACUGUGGUAAAAUGGUGUUUGAAUCCUUAGACUUGCUGUAGUGUUGUUAAUGUAUGCAAAUUAGGAACGUUAUCUCCAGUAGUUAAUCCUAAAUGUCUAACGUGAGUAGUCUAUGGUGCACUUUAGAGGCAUCUUAUUGACUGUUCUUCAAUGAUUGCUCCUGACAGAUAUGUGGAGAGAAUUUCAUGCUUGACAACUAGUGUUUAGUUGAAAAAAAAAAAAAGUUUUCUCUUCUUGGCAGCAGAAGUUGUCAUUAACGGGUAAACUUGGAAUGCCUUGGAGAGAUUCAGAAACAUUUACAUGCUUCCUGAAGAGAGAGGUGAUAAGUUCUGAAACAAAAACUGAGUUUAUUAAGUACACUUUUUUUUUUUUUUUU
Danio rerio (zebrafish) is the source of this 1336-nucleotide messenger RNA. It is a transcript of the gene h1m, whose product is annotated as linker histone H1M. NCBI's taxonomy places the organism in Eukaryota, Metazoa, Chordata, Actinopteri, Cypriniformes, Danionidae. Gene Ontology annotation, biological process: nucleosome assembly; animal gross anatomical part developmental process. Gene Ontology annotation, molecular function: DNA binding; structural constituent of chromatin. The record is from RefSeq and is marked provisional. Gene Ontology annotation, cellular component: nucleosome; chromosome; nucleus.